GUCGCUUCCUGAACAUUAAAAAACGAAAGUGUCAAAGAGGGAAACAAGUGCACAUGGUGAGCGACACUGACGGAGGAGCAUCGCACAAACAGCACAGGGCAGCAUGAGCCAGUGGAAACAGAUUCAGCAGUUGGAGAUCAGACUCCUGGAACAUGUGGAUUAUCUGUAUGACGAUAACUUCCCCAUGGACAUCCGACAAGGUCUGUCCAGCUGGAUUGAGUCUCAAGAUUGGGACACAGCAGCUAGCGACGAGUCAAUGGCAGCGGUGCUGUUCACCAACCUGCUGGCCCAGUUGGAUAGGGUGCGCUCACAGGAGCAGAACUUCCUACAGAGACACAACAUGAAAAUCAUACAACAGCAACUACAGGUGAAAUACACGACAACCCCAGUUGUCAUGGCCAGGGUUAUCUCUACCUGCCUCAGGGAAGAGCGUCGUAUCCUCUCCAGUGCCUGCAUGCAGGAACAGGGUCCACUGGAGAAAUCAUUGCAGAACUCUGUGGCCUUUGAGAGGCAGAAGAACAUGGAUAACAGAGUUGGGAUCAUCAGGGGCAGUGUACAGUUGAUGGACCAGGCUGUAAAAUACAUCGAGGACAUGCAGGAUGACUUUGAUUUCCGCUACAAGACGCUACAGUCUCGAGAAUCAACAGAUACUCGACAGAAGUCUGAGAUGAUGAAACAGGAAGUAACAAGACUGCAAGAAAUGCUGAACAGGCUCGACUUUAAAAGGAAGGAGAUCUUGUCAAAGAUGGAUGUUGUGAUCAAAGAGAUUGAUGACCUCAUGACCUCUCAGCUAAACCCUGAGCUGCAAGACUGGAAGCGCAGACAACAGAUUGCUGCCAUUGGUGGUCCGCUGCUCACUGGCCUGGACCAGCUGCAGAGUUGGUUUACUCUGACAGCCCAGAGUCUCUUCCAGAUCAAGCGUCAGCUGGACAAACUGGGGGAACUGGUCCUGAAGGUCACCUAUGAAAGUGAUCCAAUCCCCUUGCAGAAACCUCAGAUGGAAGAGCGAGUCAAAUACCUCAUCUAUCACCUCAUCAAGAGUUCAUUUGUGGUGGAGAAGCAGCCAUGCAUGCCCACACACCCACAGAAACCCCUCAUCAUCAAGACUGGAGUACAAUUCACCACCAAAGUCAGACUCCUGGUUAAACUUCCAGAAGUGGAUUAUCAGCUGAAAGUGAAAACAACAUUUGAUAAGGACCUCCCCCCUGGCAGAGUAAGUCGUCAGUUUUUCAUCCUCACCAACAACACUAAAGUUAUGGACAUUGAGGACUACUCAAAUGGCUGCCUCUCAGUGGAGUUUAGACACCUGCAGCUGAAAGAAAAGAAAUAUAUCAAUGGCACAAAGGGGAAUGAGGGUCUCCUCUCUGUGACCGAGGAACUUCACUCUCUCAGUUUUGAGGCUUGCUUCACAAUGCAGGGCCUUACCAUUGAUCUAGAGACGUGUUCUCUGCCUCUGGUGGUCAUUUCCAACGUGAGCCAGCUCCCUGGAGGCUGGGCAUCUGUCAUGUGGUAUAACCUUUUGACUGAUGAGCCAAGGAAUUUGGCAUUCUUUGGGAACCCACCUCGGGCCACCUGGAGCCAGCUCUCUGAGGUCCUCAGUUGGCAGUUCUCCACCUUUGCAGGUCAAGGCCUCAACAAGGAGCAGCUCACCAUGCUGGGAGAGAAGCUUCUCGGUCAGCAUGCCUCCUGUAGUGACUAUCAAGUGUUCUGGUCUAAGUUUUCAAAGGAGAAUAUUCCAGGAAAGCCAUUCAGUUUCUGGAUGUGGCUGGACUCCAUCCUGGAGCUUAUCAAGAAGCACUUGCUGCCAGUCUGGAAUGAGAACUACAUCAUGGGCUUUGUGAGUAAAGAGAUGGAGCGCACUCUGCUAAAGGACAGAGAGCCGGGCACAUUCCUCUUACGCUUCAGUGAGAGCCAUCUUGGAGGGAUCACUUUCACCUGGGUGGAGCACAACGAAAAUGGAGAGGUGAAGUUCAACUCUGUUGAGCCAUACACUAAAAACAGGCUUAGCGCUCUCCCAUUUGCCGACAUCAUACGAGACUACAAAGUGAUCUCAGACGGAGUUGUCCCAGAGAACCCACUCAAAUUCCUCUACCCCGACAUCCCCAAAGAUGAGGCCUUUGGACGGCUGUACAACAGUCAGCCAAGCAAAGCCUAUCCAUACAUACCAUCUACCCUGAUCCCCAUCUCAGAACUGCGCUCUCAUGCAAGCACCACACCACCUCCUUGUCAGUCUCCUGAACCACCAAUGACUCCUGGGGAGUUUGACAUGCUCAGCGAGAGUCUAUGCUUCAACAUUGACACCAUGAGUUCUCCAUAUUCAGAGUAAAGUGAGGUGAAGCACUCCAAUCUCCAAUCAGUGUCUACAUCUUUGUGAUCAUGAAGCGUUUGCUGUGUUUAAACAGGUCUGUGUGGUUGAAUGGGAUUCAUUGUUUGAGCUUUUUUUUCUUCAGUAUUUUUGUUGAAUAUUAACUUAGCAUUCACAAACACAAACAUACAGAAACUUUAAACAAGGACGGUAAACCAAGUGGAUAUGUUGAAAAAAAUCAAAUGAAAUUUUAGUUCAGUAAGAGAGAAAAUAUAUGAAGGCAAUAUAUGACGGGACUCCACACUCCCCAAAAAAACCUAUACCCAUCCCACACCAUAUUAGUCAUCUUUUCCACUGACUAAUUUCUUGUCAUUUCUUUUAAACUAACUAUUAAUACUUGGCACACUGUUGUUCUCCCAUUGUAAAGCAGAGGAUGUUUUACCUGUUAGAUUCAAAAGUCUGUGAAUGUAUACUCUUUUCUUUUCAGUCAGGCAUCUUGAGGUUAUAAAUGUGAUUUAAAUCAUUGCUGGUAGAGAUAAACUGAUAUUCUGGAUUUCAUCUGUCAUACUGUUCACAUAUUCCUAAAAUGUCUUUAUGUGUUCACACGCCCAUAUGCAGUGGAAUAGAAUACCUUUUUGAUGUUUUAUUGAGUUUCACAAAAACAGAGUACCUUUAAACUCAUUGCAUUUCACACAUCAGGAAUAUUUUCAUUGUAUUUUUGUAAUGUAACUGGGGUUAUAUAAGUGCACAUUAAACACUCUUAUUUGUAG
Epinephelus moara (kelp grouper) is the source of this 3075-nucleotide messenger RNA. RefSeq names its product signal transducer and activator of transcription 4 (gene stat4). Lineage: Eukaryota; Metazoa; Chordata; Actinopteri; Perciformes; Serranidae. Gene Ontology annotation, biological process: defense response; regulation of transcription by RNA polymerase II; cytokine-mediated signaling pathway. The record is from RefSeq and is a predicted model, not a curated record. The transcript is spliced from 24 exons. Gene Ontology annotation, molecular function: DNA-binding transcription factor activity, RNA polymerase II-specific; RNA polymerase II cis-regulatory region sequence-specific DNA binding. The coding region runs from base 104 to 2326 and encodes 740 amino acids.